ACAAUCGAUCUCCGGCUGCAGUCCGGCGAAGCGCUCGACCAUGGCGGACAAGACGAAGGUGGCUGCUGCAGAGCAGUACUAUGCACCUCCACCGGAUCUUGGAAAAUGGGAGUCUUUCAGGAUCUUCAUAUACAACUCGGAGACAGGCCAGUUUCUGGGCCGCACGGGGUCCAGCUGGGCGAAGAUCCUGUUAUUCUACGUGAUCUUUUAUGCAGUCCUGGUGGGCUUCUUCACCAUCAUGCUAGUCAUCUUUUUCCAGACCCUUGACAAUAACAAACCCAAGUGGCAGAUGGAAGGCUCCCUUAUCGGAAAUAAUCCAGGAAUGGGUUUCCGGCCGCUACCUGAUACAGACAACGUUGAGAGCACGCUCAUCUAUUACAAGGCCAACGACAAAGGAUCAGUGCUCAAGUGGGCUAAAGUCAUCGAUGAUUUCCUGCAGCCUUACCGCAAGAAGGGCAGCGGAAGUGGCGAGACAGCGGGUGCAGAGAACCGCGUGGCGUGCACCCCAACUGCUGGACCCGUGGGCGAGAAGCAAGUGUGCGACGUACCAGUCGACGACUUCCACCCCUGCACCUCGGGAAAUCAGUACAACUAUGAGGAGGCUGGACCCUGUGUGUUUCUCAAACUUAAUAAGAUCUUCAACUGGGUCCCGAAGCCGUACAACACCACGGAGGACCUGCCCGGUAACAUGCCCGAGGACCUCAAGCAGCACAUCAAGAUGGUCGCUGGCAAACCAGAAUCAAAUACAGUGUGGGUGUCGUGCGAGGGCGAAAACCCAGCAGACGUAGAGAACAUUGGGCCUGUGCAGUACAUUCCGCGGCGUGGCUUCCCUAACUUCUACUACCCAUUCACCAAUAAGGAGGGUUAUCUGAGCCCGCUCGUCGCUGUCCUCUUCGAGAAGCCCAGGACUGGGGUGCUUAUCAACAUCGAGUGCAAGGCGUGGGCGAAGAACAUCGUGUACGACCGCUACGAGAGGCGCGGUUCAGUGCACUUCGAGUUGAUGGUCGACCGCUCCUAGGCAGCUCCAAUUGGCCGCGCAGCUCGCCAAGUUACCGCCUAUUGGCCAGCGAUGUAGUCAACUAACCACGCGUUGGUGGCCACAAUCAAGGGCAGCGUCAGCUGGCCGCCAUUUGCUUGAAAACC
This is a messenger RNA of Hyposmocoma kahamanoa, 1143 nucleotides long. RefSeq names its product sodium/potassium-transporting ATPase subunit beta-2 (gene nrv3). The record is from RefSeq and is a predicted model, not a curated record. Bases 41 to 1018 code for a protein of 325 amino acids. Gene Ontology annotation, molecular function: ATPase activator activity. NCBI's taxonomy places the organism in Eukaryota, Metazoa, Arthropoda, Insecta, Lepidoptera, Cosmopterigidae. Gene Ontology annotation, biological process: intracellular potassium ion homeostasis; sodium ion export across plasma membrane; potassium ion import across plasma membrane. The transcript is spliced from 7 exons. Gene Ontology annotation, cellular component: sodium:potassium-exchanging ATPase complex.